Messenger RNA from Caenorhabditis bovis, 1281 nucleotides. NCBI's taxonomy places the organism in Eukaryota, Metazoa, Nematoda, Chromadorea, Rhabditida, Rhabditidae. The record is from the annotation of a GenBank genome assembly.
AUGUCGCGUUACGAUGUGGUAAUUUACGGAGCAACUGGCUUCACUGGAGCUUACAUUCUGGAAUAUCUCGUAUUGUCGCCCAAAUAUGAAGGUGUCUCGUUCGCAAUUGCUGGAAGAAGUGAGAAAAAACUCAAGGAGGUGCUCGAUAGCAUUUCAGAAAAGACUGGUAAAGAUAUUCGAAACACUCCAAUUAUUGUAGCAGAUUCGGCUAAUGAGGAUUCAUUAGCGGAAAUGGCAAGGAAAGCAAAAGUGAUUAUUAAUGCAGUCGGUCCAUAUCGUCUUUAUGGAGAAGCUGUUGUGAAAGCUGCUGUCGAAAAUGGCGCGAAUCAUGUCGAUAUUUCGGGAGAACCAGCGUAUAUUGAGAAAAUGCAAGCAAAAUAUUCGGAAUUGGCAAAGAAAAAUGGAGUUUAUGUGGUGUCUGCAUGUGGCUGGGAUUCUAUUCCGGCUGAUUUGGGUGUCAACUUCCUCAAGAAAAAUUUUGACGGAGAUUUGAAUCAUGUCGAAUCUUUCGUUCAACUGAACACCGGCCCAUCUGGGUAUUCGUUCAAUGCUGGAACUUAUCAGACAUUGAUCCUUGGAUUGAAUGGUGCUGCCACUGAUCGCCUCGGAGCAGUUCGAAAGCAAAUAAUGCCGGAGAAAAUUGUCCGCGGACCAGUUAAAGUCCCGAAGCGUGGAAAUAUGUGGGAGAUCAAGGAAAAGGAACUUCAAGGCUUCGCGCUUCCGUUCCCCGGCGCCGACAAGUCAAUCAUCAAUAGAUCUCAAUAUUAUGAUGCUACAGUGCGCAACGUUAGGCCGAUUCAUAUGGAAACUUAUAUCCGUCUUUCGUCAAAAUUCUGGGCUGUUCUUCUCGGAUUAUGGGUCACUCUUCUCUCGAUUUUGGUCAAAUUCUCGUUCACGCGCAAGAUUCUUCAAAGAUAUCCGGAUCAGUGCAGUUUCAACAUGUUCAAGAAUUCCGGACCAACUAAACAGCAAAUGAAAGAAGCCUCAUUUACGUAUUGGUUCUUUGGAUAUGGAUAUCAAGAGAAGAAGCCAAUCGAUGAGCAGCACGAAGGAAAGCCAAACAGAAGAGUCGUUGCCACUUGCAAAGGGCCAGAUGCCGGAUACAUUGCAACCAGUGGAUGUGCUCUUUCCUCAGCGCUUACUCUCAUUCGUGAUACUCAGCAGUUGCCAAAAGAAGGUGGAGUAUACACAACUGCUGCCGCUUUCGGUAAUUCGCAAAUAUAUGAUUAUUUGGAGAGUUUCGGAAUCAAAUACCAAAUCGAAUCUGCGACCAACCUUUAA